AUGGCCCGGACGAACGUCGUGGACCAUGGCGUGUACGUGAAGCCCGUUUCCCACAACCCAUUCGUUUCGACGGUUCACGACGGCGUUAGCACCGGCUAUCUUGAGGGGUUUUCGGCCAAGCCCAUGCACUGGCUCUACCGCUUUCGCUUCAACGUUCUUCCACAGGGCUUUGCAACGGGUUUCUUUUCCCGCAAUCCAUACGGCCGCUACGUCCACUGGCUGGAAGUGAGCACCAUUGAAAAGAUGCGCCUUCAGGCCUUUUCCAUUGAGGGUCUCCCUUGCAACGUCAUGUCGGUCCUCGUGACGCUGUACACCCUAUGGUACUGUUACCGCCUUUGCUUCCUGCAUCCGGACCUCACGCUUUAUAACCUUGGCCUCUGGACGACGAAACCGUGGAUUGCGGCGCAGCGAUUCAACAAGAAGCAAGAGCUGGACCAACCCGUCUUCCGCUGGAUCCAUCGUGCGCCGGAGUACUUCGUGCUGGACCCGUAUCGUGAGCUCAACAAGCUUGGUGUGGCGGCCAACGACACUUGGAGAGAGUACGUCAAGUCUGUGGGCCGUGAGGAUGAGCUCCUCAUUGGACCGCAUGACGCAGGAUACGGUGUGGCCGGUAAGGGCAAGCUGCUGCCGAUGGACAUCGCGCACGAGCAGAAGAGCGGCCACAGCCCUGGCCCUUUCCCCACGCUUCGUUAA
Molecule: messenger RNA, 693 nt
Organism: Trypanosoma conorhini
Lineage: Eukaryota; Euglenozoa; Kinetoplastea; Trypanosomatida; Trypanosomatidae
Product: putative P27 protein
Exons: 1
Coding region: 1-693 (230 amino acids)
Source: RefSeq, a predicted model, not a curated record